Molecule: messenger RNA, 465 nt
Organism: Alternaria atra
Lineage: Eukaryota; Fungi; Ascomycota; Dothideomycetes; Pleosporales; Pleosporaceae
Exons: 2
Coding region: 1-465 (154 amino acids)
Cellular component (GO): endoplasmic reticulum; nuclear envelope; membrane
Molecular function (GO): glutathione transferase activity; glutathione peroxidase activity
Source: RefSeq, a predicted model, not a curated record
AUGGCGAUUAUUCAGAUUCCCAGCGAGUACGGCUACGUCCUUGCCGCCUGCGUCUCCACAUUCUUCGUCGGCAUCUGGCAUGGCGGCCGCGUCGGCGGCUUCCGCAAAGCAGCCAAAAUCCCGUACCCUUACGAAUACGCAUCCUACGAACAAGUGCAGACCGCCUCCCCACCAUCAAGAGCCGCAAUGCUAGCCUUCAACUCGGCCCAACGCGCGCACCAAAACUUCAACGAGAACCACGUUACAGCCCUCGGUGCCAUGUUGAUUACCGGAUUGAGGUACCCCGUCGCAGCGGCCGUCUUGGGCGCGGUGUGGAGUGUAAACCGUGUGAUUUAUGCGAUUGGGUACGCGAGGACUGGAGAGGAUGGCGGAAAGGGAAGGUACUAUGGGGCGCUUGGAAUAAUUGCGCAUUACGUGCUUGUGCUUAUGAGCGGCAAGGCGGCUUACGAUCUUGUUAUGGGUUAA